Messenger RNA from Rhinolophus ferrumequinum (greater horseshoe bat), 1257 nucleotides. It is a transcript of the gene RGS1, whose product is annotated as regulator of G protein signaling 1. NCBI's taxonomy places the organism in Eukaryota, Metazoa, Chordata, Mammalia, Chiroptera, Rhinolophidae. The record is from RefSeq and is a predicted model, not a curated record. Bases 3 to 635 code for a protein of 210 amino acids. The transcript has 5 exons.
GGAUGAUGAGAACGGCAGCCAUCUCCACGCCAAGGUUAGACAAAAUGCCAGGCAUGUUCUUCUCUGCUACUGCAAAGGAAGUGAAGGGAACCGAUCACUCCCUUCUAGAGGACAAAACGCCAAAGAGGAGGCCUAAGACUUUUGGAAUGGACGUGAAAGCGUACCUGAGGUCUAUGAUCCCACAUCUGGAAUCUGGAAUGAAGGCUGCCAAGUCCAAGGACAUACUGUCUGCUGAUGAAGUAAUGCAGUGGUCUCAAUCUCUGGAAAAACUUCUCACCAACCAGACUGGUCAAGUUGUUUUUGGACGUUUCCUCAAGUCUGAGUUCAGUGAGGAAAACAUGGAGUUCUGGCUGGCUUGCGAAGACUACAAACAAACACAGUCGGACCUCUUGCGUUACAAAGCAGAGAAAAUCUACAAAGCUUUUGUGCAUUCAGACGCUGCUAAGCAAAUCAAUAUAGACUUUCGUACUCGAGAAUCUACAGCCAAGAAGAUGAAAGCUCCAACCCCGACGUGUUUUGAUGAAGCCCAAAAAGUUGUUUACACUCUGAUGGAAAAAGACUCCUAUCCUAGGUUCCUCAAAUCCAACAUAUACUUAAAUCUUCUGAAUGACCUUCAGGCUAAUAGUCUAAAGUGACCGUUUCCUGGAUGGAGAGAAUUACAGAUGGUAUCAAGUACAGAAGGAAUGUGCCCGGAUGGCUCCCUUGGCAAACAACGUGGCCUUUUGGGGUGACUCCAUAGGCCCAGGGAAAGAACAAAGGACUCAGAGGGAUUAACACAGAAGUUACCCAGGCGCAGGGUGGAAGAAGCAUGAGGUGAAAACUGAGAGACAGUGGAAGGAAGGUGACACUAUGGUAUUGUCAUAAAAUCCAGUGGACCUCCAUACUAGGAAACCUUUCAGAACUGACAAGGCCGGGUAACUCUAGUUACACAGACACUGUGAAUAAAGGUUUUGAAACUGAUUAAGACAUGCUAUAAGCUUCAAGGUCAACUGACAUUUAUGCUGCAUAUUAUUAUACAGAAAUUGUCUUGAGCUGCUGAAAUCCCUUUAACUUGGAUGACUAUUUGGAAAGUAGGUGUUUUGAAGUUAUUAUUGCUAUUAUUGACACGAAGUUUUUUUCGUGUUGUUUGGAUUGUUUAAUAGCUUUUGGCUUGAAAGAGAUGAAGAAGAGAAAUAAUGUAUUUAACUUAAGCUAUUGCUCUUACUCCUUGUAAGUCAGAAUAUAUUUGUAAAUUAAAUUAUCAUGGUGUCAGUAAUA